This is a messenger RNA of Arachis duranensis, 1267 nucleotides long. Its product is annotated as short-chain dehydrogenase TIC 32, chloroplastic. Bases 82 to 1017 code for a protein of 311 amino acids. The record is from RefSeq and is a predicted model, not a curated record. NCBI's taxonomy places the organism in Eukaryota, Viridiplantae, Streptophyta, Magnoliopsida, Fabales, Fabaceae. The transcript has 8 exons.
AUAACAUGCAUCACUCCCAACACACACUAUCAAAAAUCAGUCACAGAGUGAGUGAAAGAGUUACUCAUCAAAUUAAAUAUAAUGUGUUCUUCUGGAUUCUCAGCUUCUUCAACUGCUGAAGAAGUUACUCAUGGAAUCGAUGGGGUUGGCCUCACUGCUAUUGUCACAGGAACCACAAGAGGCAUUGGCGUAGAGACUGCAAGAGUUCUUGCUCUGCGUGGUGUGCACGUGAUUAUGGCGGUGAGAAACAUGAACGCUGCAAAAGAUGUCAAAGAAGCAAUUCUUAAGGAGAUUCCAACAGCUAAGGUUGAUGCCAUGGAAUUAGACCUUAGUUCAAUGGAAUCUGUCCGCAAAUUUGUGUCAGAUUUCAAUUCCUCUGGUCUCCCACUCAACAUCCUAAUAAACAAUGCAGCAAUUCUGGCAAUUCCUUUUACUCUGUCCAAAGACAACAUUGAACUACAAUUUGCCACAAAUCAUAUAGGUCAUUUUCUUUUGACAAAUCUUUUGUUAGAUACCAUGAAGAAAACAGCUUAUGAAAGUAAGAAAGAAGGAAGAAUUAUUAAUAUCUCCUCGGACGGUCACCGAUACACAUAUGCCGAAGGAAUUCAAUUUGAUACAAACAAUGAUAAAUCAAGUUACAACAUGUGGUAUGCAUAUGGCCAAUCAAAGCUUGCCAACAUAUUACAUGCCAAUGAGCUUGCAACACGUCUUAAGGAAGAAGGGAUAGAUAUAACUGCUAAUUCUCUUCAUCCGGGAGCUAUUGUCACCAAUAUUUUAGAUCCUCAUCUUCUUGAUUCUAUACCAGCUGAGCUAAUUAAUUCUCUUGGGAAAUAUGAGAUUAAAACCCUCCAGCAAGGAGCAGCAACAACAUGCUAUGUAGCAUUGCAUCCACAAGUGAGGGGAAUUAGUGGCCAAUAUUUCUCAGAUUGUAAUGUGUCCAAGCCAAGCACCCAUGGAACUAACACUCUUAUGGCCAAGAAACUCUGGGAUUUAUCCAUGAAAUUAACUCAUCAAUGAGAUCAUCAGUAGAGUACCUAUCUCCAAUUUAGUUUCAAGGAGUUUUAGGUGGGAUCCUUUAUUUUUCAAUAAAAUUUUUUAUUUUCUAUAAGUAUUUAAAAAGAAAAUAAUGUGGAAAAUAAUGUUUGUAUCUGAGAACAAAACACAAAAAUUCAAUUCACCUAAUUUUUGUGAGUAAAAGAAUUAGCGUGAUCAAUAAUUUUUGUGAGUAAAACAAUAAAAUGGCUGGACUAUUCAUUCAUCCUUUAUC